AUGGCCAAUCUGGGUGUUUUCGCGGUUGUUUCGACACUCGUCGUUUUACUCCUCACCUACGGCAUACCCCUCUUUCUGAAGGAGUACUUCCCCUGGCAGAGUCUCUACAAGCAGCGCCACGGGAGACCUACCGUGACUACAAAGUCGUACAAGGGACGCACUGCGCUCAUCACCGGUGCGAAUGGAGCGUUUGGAUCGCGAGCGGCCAAGAUUUUUGCGGAGAGGGAUGUUGAGACGCUUGUGCUUGUUGAUGUGAGGGAUUGCAGUGGUGUAAAGGAGGAGAUUGAGAAGGAGUUGGGUGAGGCAGGGAAGCCGGUGCCCAAGAUUCUGGUCUGGCAGGCUGAUUUGAUGACGUUCAAGGGGUGUCAGGAACUUGGGGCCAAGGCGAAGACUUUGGAGCAUCUGGAUCAUGUUUUGAUGACUGCGGGAAUUCUGGCGUUCAAUCGUCGUGAAUCGCCCGAGGGCUGGGAAACUUCCAUCCAAGUCAACUUCCUCUCCGGUGCACUCCUCUCUCUUCUCUUCCUCCCCCUCCUCAAGUCAUCCCCAUCCAACCCCUCCCCUCCCGUGCUCACCUUCGUCACGACCUUUGGCAUCUACCCCUCCUCCUUCACAAUGGGCGUACCCAAAUCAGGCUCUUACCUCAAGAAGCUCAGCAACAACAAGGAAGGCAUGGAACAAGCUCAUCAGUACGGUCGCUCCAAGGGUCUUCUCCUCUACUGGGCCCGCGAACUCGCCUCCCGCGUCUCCGCAACCGAGAAACUUGCCCGCAAAGUCACCAUCAACAGCGCUGAUCCGGGUUCUGCAUGGACACCUCUUACGAAUCCCAACCAGGCGAAGCUCAUCCCACGACUGAUUAUGAACUUUGGAGCGAGAGACCCGCAGAUCUGCGCGACGGCUUUGGUGAAUGGUGUUUCGGCGACGGAGGAUGCGCAUGGCAAGAUUAUGCAGGACUUUGACACUGCUGAGUAUCCUCCUUUCAUGGUGAGGAAGAGUGGGCGUGCUGCUCAGGCGCGUGUUUGGGAGGAGACGAGGGAGGAGCUUGAGACGAAGGUCCCGGAGGUCAAGGCCAUCUUUGACAUGCUGGACCAGUAA
Molecule: messenger RNA, 1092 nt
Organism: Fusarium musae
Lineage: Eukaryota; Fungi; Ascomycota; Sordariomycetes; Hypocreales; Nectriaceae
Exons: 3
Coding region: 1-1092 (363 amino acids)
Source: RefSeq, a predicted model, not a curated record